GCUGGUACCAUCAGCUGGUAAAGUUCGCGCGCUUUUAAUGCUAAAAUUAUUGUGCAAAAUUGUUUUGUUUAUGUCGCAGCGUAAAUUAAAUUUAAUUUGUUUUAAGUUUUAAAAAGUGGAUAAGUGCAUUUCAAGAUGUCUGUAAUGCUGGCGAACAUUGAUGCCACAUGUGCAGCCUUGGGUUACACUGAUGGCGAUAAAUAUGAGGCGGAGCCCGAUGCUGCAGAGGCUCUCAAGCAUCUUAUUUGGAUCCUGCGUCGAGAUUUGGAUAACCAUGAAUACCGCCGCCAUUUGGGCAGAGCCAAGGUGCUCCAAACGGAUUUGGUUUACAUGCUGCCGGAUUAUGUGCAUCAUGAGGAAUUGUCUGACCUACUCAUCCGCCUGCUAGUCAUCCUAACUAAUCCCACACUGCUGCUCUACAGAGAGGGUGCUCCCAAGGACAAUCAUGGCAGGAAAGUGUUUAUGGAGCUCAUUGAUAUCUUGCAGGGUUACAAAGCUGCCCUAGCCAAGGAUAAAUUUUGGACUUCCUUGUUCGAGAAACUCAAGCAGGCUCUGGAAAUUGCCUUUGCCAUACGCAGCGAAGAGCAAAAUCUUCUGAUUGAACGCAUCCUGGUGCUGGUAAGGAAUGUCCUGCAGGUGCCAGCAAACCCAGAGGCCGAGUGCCGGGCAGACAACGAUGCCAGUCUCCAUGAUCAGGUCAUUUGGGCCUUGCAUCAAACUGGAAUGCUGGAUUUAGUACUAUUUGUGAUAUCCUCGCCGGAUGAGGAGCAGUUCCAUCUGCACGGACUGGAAAUUGUCUGCCUGCUGUUCAGGGAACAGAGUGCCGAAUCCCUGGCGGAUGCCUCCCUGCAGCGUGGUCUCAGCGAGAAGCAACGCGACCAGCAAGAACUUAUGGCGGCAAGACGCCGGGAGCGUGCUCGCCGUCAGGCUCGUCCACCUCCAGGGCGGCAUUCCCGUUUCGGCGGCACCUACGUCAUCCGGAACAUGAAGUCCGUAUCUGAUCGCGAUGUGAUAUGCCACCAGGCCCUAGAGCGAGUAACAUCGAUCGAUUUUGACCGGGAGAAAGAACAACAGAAGCGGUCCCAUCGCCAUAUACAAGAGGAGGCGCAGGUGACCCGCCGCAGUGCGUUCACCGUGAGAUUGUGCCUGCGCGAGUACUGCAUCGAGGUACUGCGCUCCGCUUACAACACGCUGGUGAGGCAGGUGCGUCGUGUCCUGGAACGCAAUGCCGGCUCGUCGAGUCACGAUGACUCCUAUCUAUUGUGGGCCAUACGAUUUUUCAUGGAGUUCAAUCGUUUGAGUGGUCUACAAUUGCAGUUAGUCAGCGAAUCGUUGAGCGUGCAAUGCUUCCACUGGGUCCUGACGCGCAUGCAACAUGACAUGGACAUGAUUGUGAGCGACAAGAAACAGGCGCGUCUCUGGGCCAAGCGACUGCAUGUAGCCCUUUUGACAUUCCGGGAAUUGCUCCAAAGCCUGUUGGCACUGCAGAAGCUUAAGGAUGACAGCAACGCGCGGGCCCUGUUCGAUAUGUUAUUGAACAACGUGUGCUAUGUGCUGGAGUAUCGGGAGACAGUGCUGCAUUUGUUAAUGAACUACAAUGAGGCGCAUAGCACAAAGGUUUUCCUGCGCGAUGUGGUGGAGACGGCGAACGUUUUCAUUAAAAUGAUGGAGCGCUUCUGCCAGGACUCGGUGGUGGUGCAGGACAAGAAGAGAGGAGGUGGUGCUGGUCGAAGGAAGAAGAAGUCGGCGACCAAGUCCAAACCGUCAACUGAACCACAGCCCACUGAGGAAGAAUUGUCCAGCAAAUGGGCUGAAUUGGCAACGGAAGUGUGCAGUGUCCUGUCCACAGAAUUGCAAAUGCCAGAGGAUGAGCAGCCAAUACCCUUCGAUGCAGCAUCCGAGAAAUCCAUCGAUGAUCAGCGCGAGGAUUGCAUGAUUCGCAUAAAUAAGCUGCUGCGUUCCGAGAAACUGGACCAGGCUGUUGCCCUUCUUCGAGCCGCCAGGGAAGUUUGGCCGGAGAACGAAGUGUUCGGUGCAAUUUCCGCUGCACCGGAAGACGAGCUGCUGCUGCUGCGUGAGAUUUUCAUGUCCAACAUUACAACAGCUGAGCCCGAGGAGAAGGAAAAUGAAAACGAGGACGAAGACGAUGACGAAGACUUGGAUAACGAGGAAUUCGAGGAGCAGGAUAAUGGACUCACGGAGAAAACGUUCAAAUUUGAUGAUUUGGCUCGCAGAUUGCUGCAUCCGAAAAUUGUUCGCGCCUGCACAUUAGUUUUAUCGGAUUGGGCGGAUAUACCCACACGAUCCUUAAAAGCAGCCGUAACUAUCCUGCAUCGCAUCGCCUACGGCUGCAAGUGUCCGGGAAUGCUUUUUCAGGCCAAGCUGUUUCGCAUCUUUCAACAAGUCCUCAGCGUGGAACGUGACGUCCAUCAGGAGGAGCUGCGUCGCCUGUCCAUCUUUGUGGUGCGCAAAUUUGUCGAGGUGGCCCCGUCUAAUCCCAAAAUCUAUGCAGAGUUAUUAUUUUACAAAGGCAUCAGGGAGGCAAAUGAGCUGGAGACGGGCUAUUGUGACGCCUACGAAGCCGGCACCAAAGGAGCCUGGAGCGAGGAACAGGAGUCGGAGCUACGCUUCCUCUUCGAGGAGAACCAGCGCAAUCCGGAAACCGAUAAGGAUGUGAUUGAUUGGAUUCUGGACAAUUUGGUCGACAAGACGCGCAAUCGUCGCACUGUCCUGAAGAAGCUGAAGGAAUUGGGCCUGCUGUUCAAGGCGCCAACGAAACGUUCGACCAAAUCAGCCCAGGGCGGCAAAAACCUCUGGCAGCCGGAAGAGGAUGAGGAGCUAAGGAGCUUAUACGAUCAGCAUCGCACUGAACCGGAUUGCCUGGAUCGUAUAGUCAAUGUGUUCGCAGAGCGGCGCUCUAAGCAGCAGAUCAUCAAGCGGAUGUUACAGACCUAUUUGAUAGCGGACAAGUCCGAGAUCUUACCACCCAAAAAGGGGCGUGGCAAGGGCAAGUCGAAGAAACAGCAACCAGACAAUGAAGAAGAGCCAGAUGAGUACAGCUUUACAGAGGAACCCAUGCUUAAGAAGGAAGGAUAUAAGAAACCCAAGACCAAACCUAAAAAAGUUGCAAAACGUCAGCUGGUUCGAACACCAUUGGAUGUGGGCACUGUAAGAGCUCUGAUCUCUCAGGUGGAUGCCGAGAAGUAUCAAUCGGCUAUUGAGUGGCUGCAGGAAUGUCUGCAGGAUGCCAGCGAGGAUACUGAAGAACCAGCCGAGGAGGAUGAUGGUGUCCCUCUGGUGCCCUUAAUGCAGGAUCAAAAGGAUGCCAUGGAGGAUGGUGAUUUCAAAAAGGUUCUUGUCUCUCUGGGCAUGCAACCGCCUAUCUCGGGCAUGGAAACCUACUGGCGUAUUCCAACCUAUCUAAAUCAAGCUGACUUACAAGUGCGUUCUAAAAUCCUGGCAGGAGAUGAUGUGAAUGUUGAACCCGAAGACGAGGCUGCAGAGGAUGAUGACGAGGAGGAGGAGGAAGAGAAUGAGGAAAGUGAGGAAGAGGAAGACUUCCUAGAAAAGCACAGCAGGCAGCGUCAGGAGAACAUAGCGGCCCAGCAGCAACAAAAACUUGAUAGUCUCAUGUUCAACCAAAGUGAUGACGAGGACGAGGAGCGGGCACCACCAAAAGCCAAGGACAAACCCAAGGCCAGUGAAAAGAAGGCCAAGCGAAAGGUCAAAGACAAAGCCAACGCCAAAGCCAAGAAGUCAAAGGACUCUGGUGACGAAGGGCAAGAUAAACCGGCGCUAGAGAAACCCAACACGGAUGAUUUAUUUAACCAAUUGAGAGCCAAGCGCGCCACUAAAAUCAAACUAAGCGAUAUGGCUCUAAAUGAGUCAACAAAGGCCCCUCAAGAGGCGGACGACGAUGAUGCAUUUAACUUUAACUCGGAGGACUAUCGUGCUCGGUUGCUCGAACUGGAGGAAGAGGAGCAGAAGGACGAGAACGAGGAUGCCGAUGCCCAUGCCGAUGCCGGUGCCAAUGAGGACAAAGAGAACAUUACCAAUAAGUCCUUGCAGCGUGCACGUCGCGUUAAUGUAAUUGACUCGGAUAGCGACAACGAUGAUGAUGGCGCCUUGCCUGCCGACAAGACAAACAAACGCCCACGCAGUGAUGUCGAUCGGGAGGAUGAUGACGAUGAUGGUCACAUGGAAGAGGACAGCGACGAGGAGGCCAACUUUCUGGCUCGCAAAAAGCCAGCCAAAGUCGAUGGGGAGCCGGCCAAGCGGCGUCGGUUGGCCAUCAUCGAUGACGAUGACGAUGAGGAUGAUUUUUAAUGCACUCCCGUUCUGCUUUUGAUUUUAUAGCUCACCGGAAUGGAAGCUCGAAUAAAUGUAACUUUAAAUUUGCA
Molecule: messenger RNA, 4400 nt
Organism: Drosophila eugracilis
Lineage: Eukaryota; Metazoa; Arthropoda; Insecta; Diptera; Drosophilidae
Gene: timeout
Product: protein timeless homolog
Biological process (GO): replication fork arrest; DNA repair; DNA replication checkpoint signaling
Cellular component (GO): replication fork protection complex
Molecular function (GO): DNA binding
Source: RefSeq, a predicted model, not a curated record